AUGAAUGUCGGAGGUGGGAAAGCUACAAGGAACCACUGUGAAAUGAGGAUCAAGGGGGUUAUGAAGGGAGAGGCAGCAAAGAUUAUUGAAGGUGAAUCACAUUUAACUCAUCUGGCUGAAUUCGCUGAUGAAAGAGUAGAGGUGGCUGAUCAGUGUUGUGUAGCAGAAACUAUCAUCUUCUACGAGGACAGGAACUUCCAGGGUCGGCACUAUGAGUGCAGCUCCGACUGUGCCGACCUCUCCCCUUACUUCAGCCGCUGUAACUCCAUCCGUGUCGAGAGUGACUGGUGGGUGGUGUACGAGAGACCCAACUACAUGGGAUACCAGUAUGUCCUGAGAAGGGGAGAGUAUCCUGACUACCAGCGCUGGAUGGGAUUCAAUGACUGUGUCAAAUCCUGUCGCAGUUACCCAUAUUACCGAGGCGGCACCUACAAAAUGAGGAUUUACGAAAGGCCUGACUUUGAGGGGCAGAUGAUGGAAUUCAUGGAAGACUGUCCCUCUGUCUACGAUCGUUUCCAUUACCGUGACAUCCACUCCUGUCAGGUGAUGGAUGGCUACUGGAUCUUCUAUGAACAUCCCAACUACAGAGGCCGACAGUACUUCCUGAGACCCGGGGAAUACAGGAGAUACAGUGACUGGGGCGGCUACAACUCAACCAUUGGGUCCUUCAGGCGCAUGAGGGACUUCUAA
Messenger RNA from Mobula hypostoma (lesser devil ray), 690 nucleotides. Its product is annotated as gamma-crystallin S-1-like. The record is from RefSeq and is a predicted model, not a curated record. Gene Ontology annotation, biological process: visual perception; lens development in camera-type eye. The transcript is spliced from 3 exons. Gene Ontology annotation, molecular function: structural constituent of eye lens. NCBI's taxonomy places the organism in Eukaryota, Metazoa, Chordata, Chondrichthyes, Myliobatiformes, Myliobatidae. The coding region runs from base 1 to 690 and encodes 229 amino acids.